This is a messenger RNA of Archocentrus centrarchus (flier cichlid), 3198 nucleotides long. RefSeq lists its product as uncharacterized. Gene Ontology annotation, molecular function: nucleic acid binding. Lineage: Eukaryota; Metazoa; Chordata; Actinopteri; Cichliformes; Cichlidae. Gene Ontology annotation, biological process: DNA integration. The record is from RefSeq and is a predicted model, not a curated record. Bases 806 to 2494 code for a protein of 562 amino acids. The transcript is spliced from 2 exons.
AGCUUUCGCCAGUCGUGGAUUGUCAAGAAGUGAGUCCCGAUAUCCUGCUCAUAAAUUAGAGUUUCUGGCACUCAAGUGGUCUGUUACUGACUACUUAUAUGGUAGCCAGUUUACUGUUGUCACCGACAGUAAUCCCUUAACGUACAUACUCACCUCUGCCAAGUUAGACGCCACAAGUUAUAGGUGGCUAGCAUCUUUGUCUAACUAUUCUUUCAAACUUCAGUACCGAGCAGGCAAGCAAAAUCUAGACGCAGAUGGUCUGUCUAGACGCCCUCAUGGUGAACUCAUAAAUGAUGUCCAGUCAAAGAAAGAGCAGGAGCGUGUAAAUCGCUUCAUUGAGUGUCACUUAGUUGACACUGACGCCACAGAGCUUGUUGAUCGCGAUGUUGUUCAAGCCAUUUGUCAAAGCCAUCUUGUUAAGAACCCAGAUGACAAUAAUGACUAUGGCAUUACACUUGUAGAGUCACUUACAAUCUCAGGUGAUGCAAUUCCAGACAUCUUUGGUAAAGAAGGUGAGCAUGGCUUACCAACAGUUCCGGCUUUGUCUAAAGCAGAGCUAAAGGACAAACAAAGAACAGACACAACAAUCAGAGAAGUGAUUGUCCUGCUAGAAACCGGUCAAACUCCUCCACCAGCCAUCAGAAAAGAACUCACAGAUCUCCCUCUCUUUUUAAGAGAGCUGAAUCGGUUGGUGUUACAUGAUGAGGUGUUAUACCGGAAAAGACAUGAUGGGAAUCAGGUGACUUUUCAGCUUGUUCUACCUGAGGAGCUCAGAUGUUCUGUGCUCCACCAUUUGCACAAUGAUAUGGGCCAUCUGGGAAUAGACAGAACUCUUGACUUAGUCAGGACUAGAUUCUAUUGGCCUCGGAUGUCUACAGAUGUAGAACAAAAAGUAAAAACAUGUGAUCGCUGUACUAGACGGAAGUGUCUUCCUAAAAAAGCAGCUAGCCUAGUCAACAUAACAACCUCAAGACCACUAGAGCUAGUCUGUAUGGACUUUCUCAGUCUGGAACCAGACAGCAGAAAUACCAGAGACAUACUUGUAAUGACUGAUCAUUUUACAAAGUUUGCAAUCGCCCUGCCAACUCCAAACCAGAAAGCAAAAACGGUAGCCAAGUGUCUAUGGGACCAUUUUAUCGUCCACUAUGGCAUACCAGAACGCCUUCAUAGCGAUCAAGGUCCCGACUUUGAAUCAAAGUUGAUAAAGGAGUUAUGUGAGAUUUCAGGAAUCAGGAAAACAAGAACAACCCCUUACCACCCACGGGGUAAUCCUGUCGAAAGAUUCAAUAGGACCUUGCUCAGUAUGUUAGGAACACUUGACAACGAACAGAAAUAUCACUGGAAAGACUAUGUUAUGCCCUUAGUGCAUGCAUAUAACUGCACGCGCAGUGAUGUAACAGGGUUCACACCCUAUGAACUAAUGUUUGGUAGAAAGCCCAGACUACCAGUCGAUCUUGCCUAUGGACUUCCUUUGAACAAAGAUCAGAAAGUGUCCCAUUCCCAAUAUGUGCAAAAUCUCAAAUCUCGGCUAGAGGAAAGCUAUAAGCUAGCAUCAAGAAAGGCACAAAAGGUUGCAGACAAGAACAAGGCCAGAUUUGAUCACAGAGUCACAGUUUCUAACCUUGAACCCGGAGAUAGGGUUUUGGUUCGGAACGUACGACUACGUGGCAAGAAUAAACUUGCAGAUAAAUGGGAGGCAGAUAUACAUGUUGUGGUCAGACGUGCAGGAGACCUACCAGUUUAUGUUGUGAAACCAGAGUCAAAAGAAGGUCCCUCUCGCACACUACACAGAGAUCUCUUGCUCCCAUGUGGUUUCCUUCCUGUAGCAAUUGAGGAGACACGUGAGCCCAAAUCUAUUCGUCGACCUCGGACUCGUCAAACUGCCAAUACAGAGGAUACUGAACUCGAGGAAUCUAAUGAAACCGACCAUGAGUUUUUCAUCCCAUGGGUUGAGGAAUCCCCAUGUCAAAGGAUCACUCGAUUUACCACAGUACAUGAGUAUUCCAAACCGUCACCGAACAUGGACAUCUUACCUGAACCUUCUGCUGGACAGGGUGGAUCAGAGGAAAAUAUUGAACCUGAAGAACUUGAAGAGCACUCGCUUUCAGACAACUUACCAGAUGAAGAAGAUCCUGGAACUGAGUGUGGCAAUCUGCCAAGCCCUAAUGAAUCUGUGGAUGAGGAACCAGGUACCUUACCUGAUAAAUCUCCUGAGGAGGCAGGAAAGGAACUAAGAGACCAUCCCAAAAACUUACCUGAAGGAUUACAAAGUGAUGAUCCUAUUACAACUCAACCUUUGAGGAGGUCAGAGCGAAACAGACAACCUCCCAGAAGACUUGACUAUCAGGAUUUGGGAAAUCCUCUAGUGACUGUUGUGAAAUCUUUGUUUCAGGGAUUGAGUACAGCUUUUACAAACUCCCUGAAUGACAGAAAUGGACACUAUGGAAUAUACAUGCAACGAGACGUGCAUGAUAUUCAACAGGGGAGGGCGUAACCCGGUAGAGAAAAGUGCUCUAUUUCUCUUCUUUUAUUUGUUUUAUGUAUACAUUUUAUUUUGAAAAACAUUUUAUUUUGAAAAGAGGAAGUGUUGAUCCUCUCUCUUUGAGUUUACAUCCUGUUUGACGGUCGUUGCUAAUGAUCGUGCUGCGUGAGCGAGGUUUUCACCCACACGUUGCUGACCGAGCAUCGUAGAAACUUUCCAGUCUCUGAGCACGAGGCAGAGAGGCUGCAUGACGAUUCCUCUGUUGUGUUCUACUUAUACACCAUCUUGGCUAGGUUUCUAAUGCUGAUUUAGAGACCAUCUGGUUGGACUGAAUGGAUUUCUCCUUGAUUGGAGAUGGCGAGCCUGAGCCCGGAACUGGAUUCCUGAACGGAGAACCACGUUUGUUUCUUCAGCACUGACUCAUCUUGUGGUAACUACUCACCACAAGAUCUGGAACACUAUUUGACUGAAAAGAAAAAAAAACUGAAUGGUACCAGACGACUAAAACAAAGACAGACUCUGACUAAACAAACUAUGGGUACUAAUGGGAACAUGAACCAACCUGAUGUGGACUUUUGAAUACCAGUUUGUGAAGUUGAAUUCUUGUUUAUGCUUUUGUUCCAUGUUUAAAAUAUACUAAUUGUCUAACUCAUUUCCUGGCUCCAGCUAUUUCCUUGCGUAUCACUCCUAGCUUACAAUACCUCAUCCGAACCUAG